AUGGUGUCUGGCGUAGUUACUGGUUUUAUAAUAUUGUUUGGGUCCAAGGAAUUGACUGGUCAAUUGAAUUUAGGGAAUAUUAUGUGCAAAAUCUUCUCGUUUUUCUGUGCACUACCAUUUCAUCUUUGGUCUAAUUUGGUAGCGGCCAUAGCUGUUGACAUGCUCUGUUGCAUUACAUCUCCUCUAAACAGCUACCGGACGGGAGCUAAUCGCGUGGAUUGGCUGAUUGCCCUCGCCUGGAUUUGUGCCUUUCUCUGUGCCCUACCCAUGGCAUUUAUCCGCGGAACGAUAACCAUCUAUUCUUUUGAGGACGAAUCCUAUGAGCAAUGCUAUCCAUUAGUGAAUAGUUACAGCCGAGACGUAUUGGUUGCAUUUAACUUUUUCCAUGUGAUAACUACGUUCUAUGUUCCUCUCCUAAUUGUUGUCGUUUGCUACUCUUUAAUAGGCCUCUCGCUUCGAAAACAAAUGGCUGAAAGAAAAUUGUUGCAGGAUGGUGGGAAAAAGAAAAAGCAGUCGAGCACAAAAGCGCGAUUCCUUCGUGCAUCCUUAGCUGUAAUAUGCACAUUCUUCUUUACGUGGUUGCCAUACCAGGUACUGGCUUUGUUGCGUGUCGUUUGCGACGAAAACGCCGUAUGCGAGAGCAUAACUAGUCGAAUAAAUUGGCUACAGGCAAUUAUUAUAGCCAGGUUGGUGUUUAGCUUACAAAAUCUGACUUUACGAAUACGAACACAAUUGCGGAACCCUGUUCAUUCUAGACUUUUCUAUGAGUUUAAAAAACAGGUGAUUUCCCUUUUAUGUUUCGACUUUUCUCCUCCCUACAGACCUGAGGACGUAUUAUUAGCAAAUUAG
Molecule: messenger RNA, 849 nt
Organism: Strongylus vulgaris
Lineage: Eukaryota; Metazoa; Nematoda; Chromadorea; Rhabditida; Strongylidae
Source: the annotation of a GenBank genome assembly